AAGAUUUACAAAGAAUAUGUUUAGGGCAUUUACUCUAACUGGGACGUUUUGGGACCGAUUGGUGGGGAUUUGCUAUGGACAAAAUCCACACGGCGAUACCCUGGUAAGAGUAAAUGAUGUUUAACCAUGUAUCCAGCUCAUUUCGAUAGCUCACAUUAGUACCAAAACAAGUUCCUUCCUGAGACUAUUUUGCAGAGCCACCGUCUCUGCACAGCGCUGUGGAGUAAGAUCCGGCAAUGCAAGACUACAUCUGGGCUAACCAGAGAGGCGUUUGGGCUGACCAGAAUGACAGGGGGCACGUUUAAGCUGCCCUGCACUCUCCACCCAUGUGCACACCAAUGGCAGUUCCUGUUGCCCUUAAAAAGCCCAUACAGACAGACUGACACAAGUCAUCUGCAUGCCAUGGUGAAAACAGCGACAGCAGCAGCAGCCGCCGCCUGUGGUUGAGGGAGGCAGCUCCAAGUACAGGGGCGGGGAGGGGGGCGCAGCCGGAGCUCACAUUCAUUAACGACCACCGACACAACCGGGAAGCCUCCUCCGGUAGCAUCACGGCGUUCACCGACACACGACCGGGGAAGAUGGUCGCGGUGCACACGUCCCCGUCGGCGGAGUGGAUCUGCUGUCUGGAUAAAAGGCCCUCGGAGCGCUCGGGAGAGGAUGUGGACAUUAUUCUGACCAGAUUGAGAGAGGUCAAAGCCUUCCACAGGUUCCCACCUCCGCUCUUACUGCAGAUCUGUGCAUGUGCCUUCUAUGAAUGCCUGGAGAAAGGCAUCACGUUGUUUCGACAGGGGGACAUAGGCACCAGCUGGUAUGCAGUCCUGUCUGGUUCUCUGGAUGUCAAAGUGUCAGAAACUGCCAACCACCAGGAUGCAGUCACUAUCUGCACACUGGGGAUCGGGACAGCGUUCGGGGAGUCCAUCCUGGACAACACACCACGCCACGCUACCAUUGUCAGCAGAGAGACCAGCGAGCUGCUCCGUAUCGAGCAGAGGGAAUUCAAGAGCCUCUGGGAGAAGUAUCGUCAGAGCUUGGCUGGACUGUUGGCCCCUCCUUAUGGAGCUAUGGAGAGUGGAUCCAACAAUGACAGACUCGCAGACAAAGACAACAUGAACUCGGACUCUGCAAACAAAGCUCACAACAACAAGAUCUCUUCGGAGAAGCUGCAGAGAGCGGGGAAGGUUCUCCGCAACGUCAUCCUGUCCAGAGCCCCACACAUGAUCCGAGACAGGAAGUACCACCUCAAGACAUACAGACAAUGCUGUGUAGGCACAGAGCUGGUGGAUUGGUUGGUGCUGCAGAGUGCCUGUGUUCUCACACGCUCCCAUGCUGUUGGGAUGUGGCAGACACUACUAGAAGAAGGGGUGCUCAACCACGUGGACCAGGACCUGGGUUUCCAGGACAAGUACCUGUUCUACCGUUUUCUUGACGAUGAGGAUCAGGACACGCCGUUGCCUGGUGAGGAGGAGAAGAGGGAGAGUGAGGAAGAGCUGCCAGAGACCGUCCUGUUCCUCGCUCAGAUUGGCCCUGACGCACUGCUGCGCAUGAUCCUCAGGAAAUCGCCUGGUCAGAGGACAGGGGAUGACCUAGAGAUCAUCUAUGAUGAGCUGCUUCACAUCAAGGCCUUAGCUCACCUCUCCAACACUGUGAAGAGGGAACUGGCGAGCGUCGUGAUCUUCGAGUCACAUGCAAAAGCUGGAACAGUGUUGUUCAACCAAGGAGAGGAGGGCACAUCAUGGUACAUCAUCCAGAAGGGCUCUGUCAAUGUGGUUAUCUACGGCAAGGGUGUGGUGUGUACGCUCCACGAGGGUGACGACUUUGGGAAGUUGGCCCUGGUUACAGAUUCACCUCGUGCCGCCUCCAUCGUCCUGAGAGAGGACAACUGUCACUUCCUUCGUGUGGAUAAGGAAGACUUCAACAGGAUACUCAGGGAUGUGGAAGCCAACACAGUGCGUUUGAAAGAGCAUGAACAAGCUGUGCUGGUGUUAGAAAAGAGUCCUCGCGCCUCCACCCUGGGAAGCAUCAAGUACACUGUGAUAUCAGGAACGCCAGAGAAGAUUCUCGAGCACUUCCUGGAGGCCAUGAGGAUGGACAUACAUCACAGUGAACCAGACCCAGCAGUGGAUGAUUUUGUCCUCAUGCACAGUAUCUUCAUGCCCAACAGCCAGCUGUGCCCUCUACUCAUGGCACACUACCAUGCGGCGUCUCCGCCUGGCUCUGAACAGGAGAGGUUGGAGUAUGCGCUCAACAGUAAGAGGAGGGCCCUCAUUCUGGCCUUGCGCUGGGCUAAAACACAAACGUACCUGCUUCAGGAGGAGCCGUGUGCGAUCUCUUUCCUUGAGGAGUUGUAUGGCAGCUUAUCAAAUGAUUCUCGGGUGUUGAGAGCUUUGAAAGACUUUGUUCCUGACCUGGAGAAAGUCGUCAAAUUACAUUCGGAAGAAGCCAAAUCCAUAAAAAAGAAAACGCUAAUACGACAGUUCAGCAACGGAGAGGAAAGGCUGCAGAAAAAACAGCCCAUUAGGAAUCAUGAUGACAUCCUAUUGAAGGUGUACUGCGGUGAUCACACAUACACUACUAUCCGGGUUGCCGUGGCAGCAACGGGAAAAGACGUGAUCAGCGCUGUGGCUGACAAACUUGGCACCACUGAUGAGCUCGUGUUGGUCCACCUCAGCUCUGCAAGUGAAAAACAAAUCCUGAAGCCUAAUGACGUUUCAGUGUUUUCCACUCUGAGCAUCAACGGCCGAUUAUUCGCCUGUCCUCGAGACCAGCUCAACAGUCUGACUCCCCUUCCAGACCAGGAGGGUCCCUCUGCAGGCUCCAUGUCAACCUUUGAGCUGAUGAGCUCUAAAGACCUGGCUUACCAAAUGACCAUGUAUGACUGGGAGCUCUUCAGCUGUAUGCAUGAGCAUGAGCUGCUCUACCACACGUUUGGCCGGCAGAGCUUUAGAAGAACCACGGCUAAUCUGGACCUGUUUCUGCGGAGGUUCAACCAGGUUCAGCUGUGGGUGGUCACUGAGGUGUGCCUCUGCGGACAGCUCAGCAAGAGAGUCCAGCUCCUCAAGAAGUUCAUCAAGAUCGCUGCACACUGUCGGGAGUUUAAGAACCUGAAUUCAUUCUUUGCCAUCAUUAUGGGGAUGAGCAACCCUGCAGUCAGCAGACUGAGCCAGACGUGGGAGAAACUCCCCACCAAGUUUAAGAAGUUCUAUGCUGAGUUUGAGAGUAUGAUGGACCCAUCAAGAAACCACCGGUCCUACCGGCUCACUGUCACCAAACUGGAGCCGCCAAUCAUCCCCUUCAUGCCCCUCCUUCUCAAAGACAUGACAUUUACACAUGAGGGCAACAAGACCUUCAUUGACAAUAUGGUCAAUUUUGAGAAAAUGCGUAUUAUAGCGAACACAAUUCGGCAAGUGAGGCACUGCAGAAGCCAACCAUUCAAUCCCGAGAUAUGCCAACCCAACAAAAACCAAGCGGAUGUACGGGGUUACGUUAGGAAGCUCUGCGUGAUCGACAACCAGAGGGCACUGACGCAGCUCUCCUACAGGAUGGAGCCUCGGCGGACAUGAGCUCCAGAUCUGCCACCGCCAUCGCCUUUUCUAUGACAACGUUUUGGUUUCUUCUCUCCGUCAAUCGGUUCUGCUGACUGACAACAUCCACUCCGGCCCUGUGGAGGAAACUACCCCGCCUCUCU
Molecule: messenger RNA, 3685 nt
Organism: Perca fluviatilis (European perch)
Lineage: Eukaryota; Metazoa; Chordata; Actinopteri; Perciformes; Percidae
Product: rap guanine nucleotide exchange factor 4-like
Exons: 32
Coding region: 579-3560 (993 amino acids)
Biological process (GO): positive regulation of GTPase activity; Ras protein signal transduction
Cellular component (GO): plasma membrane
Molecular function (GO): guanyl-nucleotide exchange factor activity
Source: RefSeq, a predicted model, not a curated record